Molecule: messenger RNA, 1066 nt
Organism: Rhodofomes roseus
Lineage: Eukaryota; Fungi; Basidiomycota; Agaricomycetes; Polyporales; Fomitopsidaceae
Exons: 4
Coding region: 188-634 (148 amino acids)
Source: RefSeq, a predicted model, not a curated record
CAGCCAUCGCCGCCGACUCCUCCAGCCACUGCAGUCGCGGUAUACGUAGAAAGUGUGACAUACAUAAGGACAUGUCUUCUGUCCCACUCCAUGCGCCUCCUCACUCCUCGUUCUUGCCGCAGUCCGUAGCAAUCCUCGCACCCCUCUCCUCGCACCCGCACAUCUCGCAAGCACACCCUACGCCGCCAUGUCCGACUCCCAGCCCACCACCGCCGUCUCGUCCGAGUGGCUUCAGGAGAAGCUCCAGACGCUCAUGAACUCGCCCUAUAUCCACUUCAACCAGCCCAAGCUCCCCGGCCUUCGCAUGGGUCACGGCCCCGUCGACCUCUUCAGCACCCGCUUCAACAACUGGUUCACCGGCGACGCGACGGGCGUCGUGGCCGGUAACCAAGUCGAUAAGGCAGGGCUUAAGGACGCGCUGCUCGCACUCCAGAAGAAGUGGAACAAUGAUAGCGCAAAGUUCACGCCGUCCGCUGGUGCCCAGGAGGGCUCGCUAGCGACUCGUGUCGAGUUCACCCCCACUGGUGCGGACCAGGCUGCGGAUGUGACAGCUUCAGCGUCAGUUCGCCAGGAAGGAGGCACUGAGCGCAUCAGCACGCUCACCCUCGACGGCGAUUCCAGUCUCUUCGCCUGAAUCAGUCGCUACGCUAUACGACGUCAUGACCACAGCGGACCCUCCUCGUCUAUGCUCUCGCCGCACCGUGAUGUUUCUUGUAUUCCACGCUUCCACGCCCUUGUAAUAUGAUGUAGGCUACCAGGUGUAUUGAUAUUGAUCCAGGCACCGACAGACAGCACCGAGGACCUUUUUCUCCAGCUUUGCCAGGGCUUGAACUCAGUUACGGAAGUCCACGAGUCCCUCAUACUUCCUCGAUCAGUCCCCGUAUGUCCCGCCUCCUAUGCUGCGUUACUUACUGCAACAGAGUCGACGUUAUUGUUGACGCUGUAUGUUGGCACCGAUGAGCAAGCAAUGGCGGUGACUUCCUGCCCUUGGGCUGAAUGCUGCGAGUGCGUACCCUUCUGUUGCUCUCGCACAGCGUACGGUGUGGCUUGUUGCAGAUCACAAUGU